Messenger RNA from Caenorhabditis briggsae, 1122 nucleotides. Bases 1 to 1122 code for a protein of 373 amino acids. Gene Ontology annotation, molecular function: nuclear receptor activity; RNA polymerase II cis-regulatory region sequence-specific DNA binding; zinc ion binding. Gene Ontology annotation, biological process: cell differentiation; anatomical structure development; regulation of transcription by RNA polymerase II. The transcript has 6 exons. The record is from RefSeq and is a predicted model, not a curated record. Lineage: Eukaryota; Metazoa; Nematoda; Chromadorea; Rhabditida; Rhabditidae.
AUGUCGCCACCAGAAUCUUCGAAUAAUACAAAUUCCACCACUUCUCGCAAAGGAGGAAAGCGCUCAAAAAACUAUAAGCAUCUUCCACAGAAUCAAUCCCCAACCGAGUGUAGAAUUUGUGAAAAGCCAGCAAUUGGGUUCCAUUAUGAAGUUCCAUGUUGCAACACCUGCAAAGUGUUUUUCCGACGAGCAAUUAUCACUGGUUAUAAUUUGGAAUGUUAUAGACCAAACCAAUGCUCCCGUAUGAAUGGUCUUCUAUUUCAGUUUUUCGGGGUAGUUGAAGAAGAUUUAUUGGACAAAAUGGUGCAAAAGUUAACAAUGGUUGAAAGUGGAAUCGAGCCAAUGUGUCGGGAAGGUGUGCCACUGGGAUAUCGGGAUUCACGACUGUUAGAAGAUAUUCUCACCUCACCGCCAAUUCUGACAUAUUCCAAAAUUCCAAACUUGGAGAUUUGUCCACCAGAAUGUUUUAUUGGAAAGUGCAACCAUCGGAGAUGCAACAACGCCGUACAUAGCAGCUUCUUGGCAUCAAUCGAAUCAUCCAAAAUGUUCGAUUUCUUCCCCAAAUUAAAUUUAGACUCUAAAGAGCAUCUUCUAAAGCAUGUCACCGCGGUGUGCUCUACAAUGACCAGUGCAUAUUUCUCAAUCAGUGAUCUGAAAUUCGAUGUACUGGUACAGCCAAACGGAACUUAUGAUAGAAUCACUCUGAACGAGGAUGCUGAGAAAAGCGCGGUCAUCGCCUAUACAAAUGCUCAGCAGAAGACGUUGGCUUGUUUUUUAAGAAAUAUAAUUGACCGAAUCGAGUAUCUUCAUUUCAAAGCGAUCAUGUUAUGCAACCCUGCUGUGUCAAAUCUAACACUUUUCGAUCAACACAUUCUCGGAGUGGAACGAAAUAAGUAUCUAAAAUCCAUGUACAACUACUGCCGACUUCAAUGCGGAAAAGUGCAAGGACCAAAUCGGUUUGCAGAGAUUCUAGCGAUGGCACCAAUUAUCGAGAAUCAAGCCAAGAAACAAAAGGAUUUCCAUGUUUACGUUAAGACUAGACACUUGUUACAGCAUGAGGAAUUGGGACAUGCUGAACAAGCGGUUGUUAAUUUUAUGCUUGAUCAAGUUAUGGAGGCAUGA